Molecule: messenger RNA, 1860 nt
Organism: Phoenix dactylifera (date palm)
Lineage: Eukaryota; Viridiplantae; Streptophyta; Magnoliopsida; Arecales; Arecaceae
Source: RefSeq, a predicted model, not a curated record
AUGCUGGAGGAAUCUCGGGGUUUCUGGAAGGAUUUGGCGGUCCUGGUGAGGAGCGUAGGGAGGCAGGUUCCAGCGGACUGGGUGAUGAAGGAGGUUCGCCGUGCUCUGAAGCUCGACUACGAUCCGGAGUGCUUUACAAUGAUGGAUGGGUACAUGACUCUCCGCUUGGCCUGCGAGGACCAUCGGGAGGCGGCGGUGAAGUUUGGUCCAUGGAUGGUGGCUGGACAGGUUCAUGCUAUGGAACGAUGGCGCCCAAAUUUCAUUCCCGGCAGGGAUGACAUCGGCAGAGGUGUUGUUUGGUUGAGGCUGCCCCGGCUCCCUCUGGAGUUUUGGAGGACGCCGAUUAUUCUACAAUUGGCAGCGAAGGCCGGGAAGCCGCUGGAGGUGGAUUCAUUCACGGAUCAGAGGAAGAAGAUGGGCUUUGCUAGAGUGAAGAUCGAAUUGGAUCUCAAGGAGCCGUUGCGCCCUGGAUUAUUUGUGAAAGGGAGAAAGGAUGGAUCGGAGAUAAAGUUCUGGCAGGAUUUCCUUUACGAAAACUUGCCUUCCCUAUGUUACAAGUGUGGCCGUGUGGGACACUAUGAGGAUAAAUGCAGUUGGAACUCUCCGGCAGCGAGGGAACCGGAACCGGUGGAGACUUUGGGGGUUGCGGCGACGGAGGAGGGGCGCAACCCUAUGGAUACCUCGGGUAAAAGGGAGGCAAAGGGGAAGGGAACCAUGGGGGCUCCGCCAUUUGGCCCGUGGCUGGUCACCCAUAAAAUCCGCCCUCCCCGGCCGGCAAAUGGAGGGAAUAGGUCGAAGAAGAUACCUGAGUCCGGUGGUGGUGGGUCGAACCCGACUGUGCUGCCGGCGCGUUCGAAGUUGAGCCCAGCGGCAAAGGGAUCGGGUGUGGCAAGUCCUUCGGUGGUCCAUGGCGGAUGGCAGAAAUCGACUAAAUUUGCCCAUCGGAAGACGCCGGAGAGCUUCCAAGCAGGUCCUUCCUCGACGGCCCCGUCCGGUGGAGGGGGCCACCCCGGGGGGGCUACGGUGUCUCAGGCCGGGGUGAGCCAGCGAGCUGACCCAACCCAAACCAAUCAGACCGGGGGCUCUGAACCGGUCGGUCCGGCUGGUGAGCAGGCCAAUGGGCCAUAUCCAGAGCGGGCAAGCCAAAGCCCGAUUCGUGGGUGGGCUGGUGUCGAGCAAAGCCCGCAUCCGCCUGGGUUACAUGGUGCGGGCCCGAGCUCACUCAAACAAAACCGUAGCCCGACCUCAGGUAAGCUUGUGGUGGAUGAUCUGGUUUUGCUCAGAUCCAACGGUGGGGACACUCCGGCAGAGGAGAUGAGGCGUCUCGACAGCAAGGGUCGCCGACGAAGCCGUAGCUCGCCUCCGCCGACUACGCCGAAGGCUAAUCAGCCGACUGGAGCGGCGCCGCUGGCUGGGGCUGGACGAGAUGGUGAUCUGGCAACACCGAGACCGGUUCCUUGGCUCGUUUCUGCUGUGGAUUCGGUGCAGAUGGCAGCGGGUGGAGUGCAGUCGCCGGAGCUGGUGGGAGUCACGACUCGGGCCAAGGCGGGGGGAGACGACGUCGGCAGGGGGGAAGCCGGGGGAGCGAUGCCUUCGGCAACAGUGCCCGGUUUGAUCACCGUGGAUGAAGUGUGUCGUUUGGCACAGAGUAACAGUGUACAGGGUGUUUCAACUAACAGUGCACAGGGUGUCUCAACUAACAGUGCACAGGGGGAUUCAUCUCAUGUUCAAUUGCUUCUCCAAGUGAUGGCCUCAGUGCAGGGGAAGGCUGAGAAGGCAAGCAGGGAAGAUGGAUUGUCAGAUAAGGGUGGGUGCGGCCUAGAGGGAGAGGGUCGUGCCGUCAACUCCGAUGAUUUAUGA